AUGGGUAAGGCGAAGAAGGCGAAGGCGAAAGCCAAACGUGAGAGGAAGUUCCAGGAAAGGAGCGAUGAGAUUGCUGAUGAACCCGUUCAAGAAGCACGCGUUCAGAUAGGUGGACACCUACUGCCUUUAGCUGCAGGUCAAGCAGGUGAUGGUCUAUCUAGCAGUCCUCCGGAUGCUACUCCCGCGCUUCCUAAUGACUUUGCAGCAGCAAUGCAUGCCUGGGAGCUUGCCACUCGCUCUUGUAAUUUCUCGUCAUCGAAUUCUAGUGUCAAUAUGUCAGUAUCUGGACAGGACUUAGAGGAUGACGGUGGUGGACGUAUCGAAAAGAAGAAAGAUCAAGCAAUGCCUUUCUGCGGUGAGGAAGAUGUAGUGACGGAGAAAAAUCAUCUUGAUGCUGCUAUAAAGCCUAUCGGUAGGGAAGAAACCGCAGCUUCAAAAGCUGGAGAGGGAAAAGAUGCAGCAGUUCCAAAGCUCAAACAGAAGAAAGACCCUAAAGCUGAAGAAAAGAAGACUUCAAAGGUUGGAGAAGGGAAGACUUCGAGGUUUGAAGAACAGAUAAACGGUGGUGUUAAAAUUAGAUGCCGAAUUGCUGAGCCUCCAGGGGUUUGGUUAAGGCCUUGCGAACCUGGUCCUCCACCAACAAGAUCUGUUAAGUCCCUAGCAGAGGAGGCAGCGCAAAAAGUUUAUAACCUUGCUGAGGCCAAAGCACGUCGUGGGUCCAUGACCUCAACCUCACAACCAUCUCCAUCAUCACCGUCACCAUCGUCACCAUCACCAUCGUCACAACAACCAUUUCUAUCAUCCUUCAAAAGUUACCAAGGCCUCCUAACAUCUCUAUUCUCUACAAAGAGCCUUGUACACGGUAUCGAAAACGCUAGAUCACUAGAAAUCAAACAAAGAUACGCCGAUUUGAUUGAAACGCUCCUCCACCAAGAUCUGGCUGAAGUGAAGAGAUCUCAGGAGCAAGUUAGCAUCAUGGCUUCCGCUCUGAACCAAAUACAACAAAAUCAGGAUCGCCCUGAACUUCAAGCUGAACUCAGAGGUACAGCUACCGAAUCUCAGCAGGUACUUUCGGGGAUUCUCGCCGGUAAAUCGCACGAUUACCUUUCUGGCUUCCUUGACUCCAUCAAAUGGUCGGCUCAGCUUGAGGAAAUAACAGCUGCCAAACAAAAAGAAGCUUGUAUGCGAGCUGGCAUCAGAAUUUUACCUAGUAAAAGUGGCUCUGAUGAGCCAGCUUUAUCCCUCGCGAAAAUUCCCACGACUCGUCAAAAAUUCAUCAAGCAGAUGAUCAGGGCCACUCCACAUCUUUCAAAAACUUUGUUCGAUAAUAACAUUCUCAAUGACGACAACUCCAUUCAAUUAUGGCUCGAUGAUGGAGAAAUUCGUUGGGCAGAAAUAGACGCUGAAACUAGCCGUCUAGAACUCGCAGCUUUCAAGGGGCGUUUCUCUAGUACCCAUCAGUGCGUCGGUAAUGACAAAGAUGAGAGGGCAAUGUGCUUGUCUUGUCUGAUGGAGAUGGAGUGGGAUCAUCUUCUCGAUUUCGCCCCAGCUCUCGGGCUUCCACGUAUUCGACGCCCAAAGGGAUGGAAGCCUCCAGCCGAUAAAGAGACUGAGACCGCUCCUGAGGUAGAACCAUCUAGCGUAACUGACAAAAGCUCUUCGAACUUGCCAUCUGAGACCAGAAAUCUCGAUCUUCAAGAGCCGGAAGAAGAGAUCCAAGCCGCUAAAGCAACUACCGAGCUAGAAGCUGGCCAGAAGAAGAAGAAAAAUAAAAAGAAGAAAAAGAAGUCAGCAGCCUCUCAAGCCAGCAAUGAGCCUCAACCGGUCGAAACCUCAGUUCCUACGCCUAUCCAGAAGUCCUCCAUCAAGUCCACUUUGCUACCCAACAUUCCCGAGCAAUCCAGUGCCGGCGUCUCUCGCGUUGCCCAAGGCGUAGAUGGAAAAUCUGUCGAGUUCGAGUAUGUCACCGGUCCCGCCGCUAGAGCUAUCCACGAGCAGUACAAGAAAUUUUUACCAACUGCCAUUCCUGAUGAUGCUAAGUUUAAGUUCAGCGGUCAUGGUCAACCCGAACGCGAAAUCUCUGGGAAGGAAAUGCGAGCCAUGCUCCACAAGGAGAUGCUUGCCUGCAACGAAGAAGACCCGGAGUUCACCACUGCAGUUUUGCAAAGCAUCAUGACUGAUGCCAAAAUUGAGAGUCCCGGCUUCGCCAAACAGAAAAGCAAAGCCAGAGCUAAGAUUCCUGUAGCCUUGUUGCCUGUUGAGCCAAAGUCACCCCAGCCAGUCGAGACUCCGGUCGAAAAGCCGAAGGCCAAAACCAAGGUCAAGUCCAGGAAUAAGCCAAAUGGAUUGACACCCCUUGAAGAAUAUAACAUGUUACGCGCACAGCGCCUUGAGCUUGUUCUAGGAAUCGGCCGGUUCGUCAUAGAAUCAAUUUGUGCUGGAAAACGUCCUUGCUUUGACGUUUCUCUUGAUGGGCGAAUCGAGUUUGGACACGCUGAUCUCUUAUAUCCUAUUCGCAUGAUUCGUGCUGGAUACGAUGACACUACCGACAAAAAUCCUCCUUUCUCUGUUGGUAUCGAUACUGACUAUACUGAGGUCAAAAUGGUCACUGCUCCCAUUGUUAGCAUCCGUGAUAAAGAAACGCCGGAUAUCGGUGACGGGAUGAAUAAUGUCAUUAGAGAUUUUCAAUGCCCUAAUGUUAUCACCAUACAAGAGAUGUUCCGGGAUGUCGACAUGGUCCAUACUACGGCUCUAGACACUGAAGGCGAGGCUGGACACGAAGGAACUCCCUCCGGGAGUGACGAAAAGGCGGGGAACCCAGUUCCUGAAGGCACCACUUUCGGUCUCAAGACAUCUGUCAAGAGGGCCAAGGCUAAGGCGAAAGCUGGAGAGCCUGUUUUCCUGGGAAGUCAGAAAUACCAUAUUUUGCCGUCUGACGGUCCACAGGGUGAACAUCCCUUCAGUAAUAUGAGGUCCCUGACCAAGAGCUUUUGUCGUGCUUUGGAUAUCUGUGAAGAUACUCAAGCCUGGGUCAAGAACCAGAAGAGGAACAUUGCCCUCCGCGACGUUCUGGGAGACGACCCACUCUGGCCCGUCAAUCCUGGCGUCCCACGCAAGCCAAUCGACGGCUCUGAUUCCAAGCCGGCCACCAAGCCGGCUCCAACCAAGCCUGUUCCUGUGAAGAAACCAGGCACCCCAGAGGCCGGAAAGCUCGCCGACCUUGCCAAGGAAUUGAAUGAGAAAGAGCAGAUGGCCGCCAUGAUGACGGUCGAGCGAGAUGAAAUGCUCGCAUUGAUGGAGCGGUUCCCUCCUGGCCGCAAGCGCACCGAGUUGGGCUUUGAGGCCCACUUGAAGACGAUGAACGAGUGCCUGGAGGGAAUUGAGGCCAAUAACCGAAAGGUUAAGGCCCUCAUCCAGGAGACGCUGAGGGACCACCCUUGGCCUCCUAGUGAGGAGUCUUAA
Messenger RNA from Orbilia oligospora ATCC 24927, 3462 nucleotides. RefSeq lists its product as uncharacterized. Bases 1 to 3462 code for a protein of 1153 amino acids. NCBI's taxonomy places the organism in Eukaryota, Fungi, Ascomycota, Orbiliomycetes, Orbiliales, Orbiliaceae. The transcript is spliced from 2 exons. The record is from RefSeq and is a predicted model, not a curated record.